Messenger RNA from Lithohypha guttulata, 669 nucleotides. RefSeq names its product p23 chaperone protein wos2 (gene wos2). The transcript has 3 exons. Gene Ontology annotation, molecular function: Hsp90 protein binding; protein-folding chaperone binding. Bases 1 to 669 code for a protein of 222 amino acids. NCBI's taxonomy places the organism in Eukaryota, Fungi, Ascomycota, Eurotiomycetes, Chaetothyriales, Trichomeriaceae. The record is from RefSeq and is a predicted model, not a curated record. Gene Ontology annotation, biological process: protein folding; chaperone-mediated protein complex assembly. Gene Ontology annotation, cellular component: nucleus; cytosol.
AUGUCGACCACUCAGCAAACCCCAGAAGUCCUCUGGGCGCAACGAUCCUCCAGCACUGAUGCUGAAAAGAACUACGUCUACCUUACAAUAGGUGUACCCGAUGUACCGCCAAAAUCUCUAAAGCUCGAUCUUACUCCAGAAAAGCUUACCUUCACUGGUACCUCAGAUUCCAAGAAGACCACUUAUCAUGUCGAGCUGGAAUUCUACGCCGAGAUUGAUCCUUCAGCAUCGAAGACACAUCAUACUGCUGCCAACAUCCAAAUGGUUUUGAGAAAGAAGGAAAUGAAGGAAGAGUUCUGGCCGCGACUGCUCAAGACUGACAAGAAGGCCCAUUUCCUGAGGACUGAUUUUGACAAGUGGGUUGACGAAGAUGAACAGAACGAGGCACCUGAAGACGACUACAUGGACAAAUUCGGUGGUGGUGGCAUGGGUGGUAUGGGAGGUAUGGGUGAGGACGGUGGCUUUGGCGGCAUCGACUUUUCGAAACUCGCUGGUGGUGCUGGCGGAGCUAUGCCAGGCAUGGAGGGCUUGGGUGGUGAAGACGAGGACGAGGAUGACGAGGAUGACGAGGAGAUGCCUGAUCUUGCUGACCCCGAGGCUGAAGAUGACAAGACUGCUGGCAAAGGUAAGAACAAAAUCGAGGAGAUCAACGAUGACGAGUCUAAAUAA